AUGUACAUCGAUCACCACAAAUUCAAGGUGCAAGUGCAGGUGCAGGAUGAGAGUGGUAGUGUUUCUUUUGUUAUGUUUGAUAGAGAUGUUCAAAAGCUUCUUGGAUUAGCGGCAAGUGACAUAAGAGAGAGGCAGGUUAAGGCCAAUGAUACUAGAUUCCCUCAUGAGAUAUUUCGAUUGGUUGAUAAGAAGGCUGCUUUUAAGAUUGAUGUUUCAGAGUUCAAUCUUAAAAAUGACUAUCGUAUUUAUACUGUGCAAAAAACAACUGAUGAUCCAGUAAUAAUUGCUGAGUUGGUUGGUGGAGAUGGUAAUGGUGAUGAAAAUACUGAUGAGGUUACUCAAGAGGUAGCUGAGGUUAAAGACGUUAACCUUUCAGACUCUUCUCAGGUGUCUGCUGAACGAACUUCAAGGGUUGUUGUCUCUGUUACGGCCGACUCUUCAGUCGUUGAAGUUGAAAAGGAUUCUGGAUCAAGUCCCAAUGGAAAGCGGAUGGCUCAAGAUGCUGAUGUUGCCAACGUUGGUGAGCUAUCCACUAAUGUGAGAAGAACCCGGAAGAAGGUGACUAAGGUUAACAAUUAG
Helianthus annuus (common sunflower) is the source of this 579-nucleotide messenger RNA. RefSeq lists its product as uncharacterized. The record is from RefSeq and is a predicted model, not a curated record. Lineage: Eukaryota; Viridiplantae; Streptophyta; Magnoliopsida; Asterales; Asteraceae. The transcript has 4 exons. The coding region runs from base 1 to 579 and encodes 192 amino acids.